CAGGAGAUUGUUCGUCAGUGUGUUCAACGACGAUGAAAAAUCACGUCAGAGAUUCGAAACUACAUAACCUAUUUCAAACUUAACCUAUAGUGUGUUACCAGUUCCAUAUCGAUAACCUAAAUAGCGUCGCUUCUUCUAUCUCGUCAUUGAGAAAUUUUUUAAAACCACGUGCAAGUAUUUGUAAUAGCCAAAAUAAACACUAAAAAAAAAAGUAAUUUAUUUAAAAAUAAACAUGGUCAUAGCAAUUGGUUUUGAAGGUAGUGCCAAUAAGCUGGGUAUAGGGAUCAUUCGUGAUAAUACAAUAUUAUCAAAUGUAAGACACACGUAUAUUACUCCCCCCGGUGAAGGAUUUUUACCGAAAGAAACAGCGAUCCAUCAUCGAGCCCACGUACUUGAAGUACUAAAACAAGCUUUACAUGAUGCAAAAUUAACGAUGAAUGAUAUUGAUAUAAUUUGUUAUACAAAAGGUCCAGGAAUGGGUGCACCAUUAACUGUACUUGCUAUUGUUGCUAGAACAGUUGCUCAACUGUAUAACAAACCAAUAAUAGCAGUCAACCAUUGUAUAGGUCAUAUUGAAAUGGGAAAAUUAAUUACUGGCAGUGAUAACCCUGUAAUUUUAUAUGUCUCUGGGGGAAAUACACAAAUAAUUGCCUACUCUAGGCAGAGAUACAGAAUUUUUGGUGAAACAAUUGAUAUAGCUGUUGGAAAUUGUCUGGAUAGAUUUGCUAGAUUGCUAAAACUCUCCAAUGAUCCUAGUCCUGGUUAUAAUAUCGAGCAAAUGGCAAAAAAAGGAACAAAAUUAGCAUCUUUACCAUACACUGUAAAAGGCAUGGAUGUAUCAUUCUCAGGAAUUUUAUCACACAUUGAAGAACGUUUAGAUGAUUGGCUCAACUCUAAUAAAUACACAAAAGAGGAUUUAUGUUUUUCAUUACAAGAAACAACAUUUUCAAUGCUUAUAGAAAUAACAGAACGAGCAAUGGCUCAUGUAGGUUCAUCAGAGGUUUUGAUUGUCGGUGGAGUUGGUUGUAAUGAAAGACUUCAAGAGAUGAUGAAUAUAAUGUGCAAAGAAAGAAAAGCUAUUUUAUAUGCUACCGAUGAGCGGUUUUGUAUAGACAAUGGUGUGAUGAUUGCUGUUGCCGGAUUACUUCAAUACAAAAGUGGAAAAGCAACCCCUUGGUUGGAAACAACAUGUGUACAACGAUAUCGAACUGAUGAUGUAUUAGUGUCAUGGAGACAGUGAUGAAUUUAGUUAAUAUUAAUCACUUAAAACCCAAUCAAAUUCAUCUAGAAUAUGGGGUGAAGGUGUUCGGUAUCAAGAUAGUAGCAGAGUUGUUGACUAUAUCGACCAAGCAAGCGCAUUACUGGCUCAUAUCCAAAUAGCGCUCCGUCACAAACAUGAAGCCAGCAGCAGUAAGAGCAGCUGAGCGAUUCAGUCUCACAGUCAUCCCGUCCUCGGGGAUUACAAGCUCUGCUUCCUUGACCAAAAUUAAAGUGUUCGCUAAGCUGUAUUGUUUUUAAUUGUUAUGUUCUGCUAGAUUCGUUACUCAUAGUCUAAGUGUAUUUUGAAAGCUUGUGAUUAAUCAAUAGUGAAGGAAAAAAAAAAUACAAUUAAAGCGCGUGGUAAACGUAGUUUUAAGGGGCACACAUGGCAAUCAAUAGUGAAGCAAAUCCUCGUUGCUCGCAGCGCCCAUGAAACAAGUGGUAAAGCACGUUUCGCAAGCUCCGACUAGAACGUUGAUAGUUUACUUGUGACGAAAUAUGUUGAGCUUACGAGAGUGUGACGUAUUGAGUACGAAUCAAACAGAGACACCAACGAGUUUUUCUUAAAAAGGUGAGAGACACAGGAUGUUAAAGUUUUCCAAUAACACUUCAAUAAUUGAUAUUCAAGUGAGAGAGUUCAUUUAGAUAUGUGCAUGUCCUUUUAUGUAUUUUGCCUUUUUAAUUUAUCAAAACAUUGUCAGCAAACUAAUGCAAUGAAAACAAUUUAUUCUUUUAUUUUUGAUAUUAUUUUAUUUAUAAUCUGUAAACAUGCUGAUACAACAAUGACAUGUACAUAAAUACAGAACGUUCUGAAGUACGGUGAUCGCGCAGUAUUCAAUACACUAAAUUUCAAAUAUCAUCCUUAUUUUUUUGUUACUUUUAGAAAGCUUUGUAAUUAAAUCAAUAAUCAAGAGCAUGUUGAAAUAUAA
Molecule: messenger RNA, 2189 nt
Organism: Chelonus insularis
Lineage: Eukaryota; Metazoa; Arthropoda; Insecta; Hymenoptera; Braconidae
Gene: Tcs3
Product: Probable tRNA N6-adenosine threonylcarbamoyltransferase Tcs3
Exons: 5
Coding region: 233-1240 (335 amino acids)
Biological process (GO): tRNA threonylcarbamoyladenosine modification
Cellular component (GO): EKC/KEOPS complex; cytoplasm
Source: RefSeq, a predicted model, not a curated record